AUGAGACCGCUACGAUUUCUCGCUGGGCUCGUAUUGAUAAUCAACGCGAUCGGUCGAAUCGAUGCGGUCGACAAAUCGGCCAUGAUACUGGAAAAGAACGAGGACGCCGAGUCUUCGUCCGCAGGCACCACCACCAUCAGGCCCGUUGGAACCUCCAAUCAAAAGAUCGUCACGUCCAACAGUCCAGCGAAUUCGGCUUCCACGAGCGAUCAGGACAGCCCUGUGGACGAUUUAGCCGCCACCGUCCAAGCGGCGGAACAGACGAACCAGAAUCAGAAUAAUAAUUUAGGUAACGAUUACGAUAACAAUGGCUUUACUGGUAAUGGUCAAGGUGCAGCGAGGGGCAACGGUAACAAUAAUCGAAUAAUUAACACGGGCAACGAUUACGAUAACAACGACUAUACCGAUCGAGGGACAAGCAAUAACGGCUACGAUAAUAACGGCUACAAUAAUAAUAACAAUAACAACAACAACAACAACAACGACGGAGCUUACGGCCGGGUUGGUGGCAGAACAACAACUAACAAUUUGUCUAACGGAUACAAUCGUGUACAAAAUCGGCCGUUUCAAAAUUCAGGUGUCGUCAAUCGGCAGCCGGUGCAGAUACAGCAGGUUCAGGUGCGGCCGGUGGUCCAGCAGGUUCAGCAGGUUCAGCAGCAGCGUCCGGUCCAGGUGCGUCCGGUGCCGAUCGGGCCCGUGACGGGCAUCGGACUCGGGGUCACUUCCAUCAUCAACACAGUCGCUCAAGGCGUGACCUCGAUCAGGGGUGCGGCGGCGGCGCGCAAACGCAACCAGCGCAACGUCGUCGUGCCGGUCAAUCAGCAGCGAUUCGUCGUCGCCCAGCAGCAGCGGCGGCCGUCCGUGCGCGUCGUGGCCAAUCAACGGCCGAAGGUCAUCUACGGAUAG
Molecule: messenger RNA, 906 nt
Organism: Trichogramma pretiosum
Lineage: Eukaryota; Metazoa; Arthropoda; Insecta; Hymenoptera; Trichogrammatidae
Product: putative mediator of RNA polymerase II transcription subunit 29
Exons: 3
Coding region: 1-906 (301 amino acids)
Source: RefSeq, a predicted model, not a curated record